CACGACGGGCACGGCCAAGGCUCCGAGGACACGCCGAGGGGGCUCCGAGGGGACGCGGCGGCCAUGGCGGACCACGAAGCGGGGCUCCCGACCAAGUCCCGGCGGGCGCCAGAGGAGGGCGAUCCUGGCCUCGGUGUGUGUGGAUGGAUCCUGGUGAUCACCUCGCUGGUUUUCACCGUUCUUACAUUUCCCAUAUCCAUCUGGAUGUGCAUAAAGAUCAUAAAGGAGUACGAGCGCGCCAUCAUAUUCCGGCUGGGCCGCAUCCUGAAAGGGGGAGCCAAGGGACCAGGUUUGUUUUUCGUCCUGCCCUGCACAGACAGCUUCAUCAAGGUUGAUAUGAGAACCAUCUCUUUCGAUAUUCCUCCCCAGGAGAUCCUGACCAAGGACUCGGUGACGGUGAACGUGGACGGGGUGGUUUAUUACCGGGUCCAGAACGCCACCCUGGCCGUGGCAAACAUCACCAACGCCGACUCUGCCACCCGCCUGCUGGCACAGACCACCCUGAGGAACGUCCUGGGCACCAAGAACCUGUCUGAGAUCCUCUCUGACCGGGAGGAGAUUGCACACAGCAUGCAUGCCACGCUUGACGAGGCCACGGAUGACUGGGGCAUCAAGGUGGAGCGUGUGGAGAUCAAGGACGUGAAGCUGCCCGUGCAGCUGCAGAGGGCCAUGGCUGCAGAGGCAGAGGCUGCCCGGGAGGCCAGAGCCAAGGUGAUCGCGGCCGAGGGGGAGAUGAACGCGUCCCGCGCGCUCAAGGAGGCCUCCAUGGUCAUCACCGAGUCCCCCGCCGCGCUGCAGCUGCGCUACCUGCAGACCCUGACCACCAUCGCCGCCGAGAAGAACUCCACCAUCGUCUUCCCCUUGCCCAUCAACAUCCUGCAGGGCCUGCUCCGCAUGAAGGAGUAGGCAGGGGCAGGGCCGGGCUCAGCCGCCCCUGCAGCGCUGCAGUCCUGGGUAGUGUAGCUCGUGGCAGUGUUAGCAAAGUGGGGUUGGGAGGAACCGUUCCCCUGUUUUACUGUGUGUUAUAAAACUUGUCUGUAGUGUUUGUGGGAUGGACAAUCGCAAUUCUUUGGAGUUGAAAGUCUCUCAGGAGGAGUGCAAGCAGGUUGUGAUCUUAAAUAAGCUUUAUCCAUACUGUCCUGGAUGGGACAUCUCUAACCCAAAACCUCCCCUUUAGUGCAGAAAAGUUGUCGUAGAGAUGAUCCAACAUUUGGAAAGAGAAUUAUUCCCUGCAAGAGCAGUGGAAGAGCCCUGACUGUAUUCUCCUGGAGUGUAGCUGUAUGUGCUGGAGUCAGCAGGUUGGUUCUCUGCCUUACACAAGGAAAAGUAACGGAAGUUGAUGCAGGAGUGAGAAUACUGUCCUGGGGACUUGUGAAAAUCAGGCUCCUGCUCUCUAAUCCAGUCCCCAUUCAUGAGAAACAGUUGUUGGUGGAACUUUCCAUCUGUUGUGCCCCCAGGAACGGCACACACGUGCCGUGGUUAUGGAUACAACGUGCUUGUGGUCACUGCUGGGCUGGUGUUCUGCCAGGGCUGUGUCUGUGUAGAGUUAAGCUGCUUUAACGCACUGUUUCUCUUAAAGAUAAUUUUUAAAAACCAAA
Molecule: messenger RNA, 1598 nt
Organism: Myiozetetes cayanensis
Lineage: Eukaryota; Metazoa; Chordata; Aves; Passeriformes; Tyrannidae
Gene: STOM
Product: stomatin
Exons: 7
Coding region: 64-906 (280 amino acids)
Cellular component (GO): plasma membrane
Source: RefSeq, a predicted model, not a curated record